CACAAACAAAGCUCGAAACAAGGUAAAGAUGAAACAGAAGAGAGAUGGAGAGGCCUCGAUGGCGGAUGAAAUACCGUAGAACGCACCGCCCUCGCUUGGAGGAAUACACACGUGGGCGCUUUCUUGUGUGCGCCCUCAAGACGCUUGCUUGAUCGGUACUAGAUCUACUCAAUCUCUACAGGCUUUCGCUGUCUUUUUUAUUCCUUGGCAGCAUUGCAGACUCCUCGAAGCGCGAACCCGUUGCUCUUGUUCCACUCGAUGGGAUGUCCCGUUGUGCGGCGGUGCGUGGUCGUCUGGAAGACAAUGCCCUGACUUGGUUGAUCAAAGUUCGCCUCGUCAUCAGCGCUCUCCUUAAGCUGCUGCCCGCCAUGGGUAAAUGAUCAGGCAUAUCUUUGUUCUACGACGUGCGACUGUCUGAUGCAACUAAAAAUUCACGGAAAUUCUCAGCAUGAAGCGAUCGACUUCGAACCAGCUUCAACCGCGUCCUGCGCUGGGCUCCAGGUUCCUUGGAGCUGUUUUGUACGUCUCAACGACGCACGGUUCUCGACCUUGAGAUCGGACGGUAUCUACCGUUGACGCCGGCGGCAAUGUCCUCAAGUGUUGAAAUGAUAUCUAGCCUAUCCUGUGGCACAUUUUGGAGAAAGGACAAUGAAUGAUAAACUCCCAGCCCGGCCAAGGUCAACAGACAAUAUAUCUAUCGCUAUUCUCAUGUUGAGUGAUGCUUUCUCUGUUAACUACUAUUCUGGUUGAAAAAAAGGGGGUGAAUUUGCUUCGUAAAAGCCUGAAAGUCUUUAUAUUUCGUUGCAAUGCAUCGCCAAACAAGAAAAACGAGCAUCGGAAUUGCCACCAUCUCUUUAUCAUUGUGUGAUGCUUCCAUGGCUUCAAUGAGCCCAUCCAGGUAACUAACUUAAGACCUUUCCAAAGGCGCACAAAUCUAUUUGUCUCAUUUCAGAACUUUCAAUGCGCUGCUGUCUUUCGCAAGGCACUAAACACUCUUGGCUGCAUCGUCUAAGCGAGAAAUCGACCCAGCAAUCCAACCAUCGCUAUGCGACAAGUCUGGGCAGCCGCAGCAAACGAGUUCAUGUAGUGGCAGCGCAAUCUUGGCCAAAAUCUAGCAUGCUCAAAAGUACCUCAUGUAGACGGGAAAGACGAGAGCGGAUGCUCACCUUCGCGAUUUCUACGCGAAACCAUCGCUCAAAUGGACCGUCAAGAAAGCGAUCACUAUUACUAUCAUCAGCAGCAGAAAUCAUUCCCUCACGGAACGUAUAGCAGUCCACAAUAUUCGUCCUUUUCAUACGCGGAACAACCACUUCCACAACCGACUGAUCAGGAUGGCAACUUCCAAUAUGCCGCUCUUCAGUCCAGAAAGCGUGAAGCCAGCACGAACAAGUCACAUGACGUAUCAUCAACGAACCGUGGGAGAACAUGGAAGCAAAAGAUGUCCGGAUGGCGAUUUGGCGCCAUUCUCUUUGCAAUUGCUGCUCUGAUCGUGCUCGUAGCCAAUGUUUGCAUCGCAAUAUACGCCGUCCGAGAGUCUGGUGCAAGUGCAACAGCCGACUUCAAACCAAUUUACACGGGUGACUGCGCGAGGACAAAGGCUUUGAAUACUUGGUUACAUCUGACGAUCAAUGUGCUCAGCUCCAUUCUGCUCAGCGGAAGUAACUAUUGCAUGCAAGUACUGUCAGCGCCAAGCAGAAAAAAUGUGGAUGAAGCGCACGCAGCUCGCAAAUGGCUUGAUAUCGGCAUUCCUAGUCUGCGCAAUCUUCGUGUUAUGACGCCUAAACGGCGCGCAUUGUGGGUUCUAAUUCUGAUUACCUCUGCACCGCUCCACUUGGUUUAUAACUCCAUCUUUUCCCAGUCUUGGACCCGUCAAGCCUACGAGGCCGCGCUUGUCACUCCUGACUUCCUGGCUGGAGCGCCUUUUGACGCCGGCUACACAGAAUACAGCACCGCUCGCGAAGGAGGGCGCCGCCUCUUUGGAGAAAUACAGGCCAACUCGUCGACGUACCAACGUCUGGAACCUAUGGAGUGCAUAAAAGCUUAUAAUAAGAAAGCAAUCUUGGACCGAAAAACUGUGCUUGUGGUCACGUCUCUGAAGACCAGGCCCUUGCUCUCUACGUCGUACGGGCCUGAUUCGCCAGCACGUCUCGAUGACGGAAGUACGAAUCCUGUGUUCGCCGUCGAGGAUUUCGUGGGAAACGAAGUUGGUACGGGAACGUGGAACUGGAUGUGCGACAACUUGUACGACUACAGCUCCGAUGAAGGAUGUGACUUGACGGACGUGUUGAGCGGCAACAAGGAAUGGAGUCCUUUCAUGCCCGGCGUGAAGGUAGAGUAUUGCUUGAGCGAGUACUUGGGAGAACAGUGCGCAUUGGACUUCUCUUUUGGGCUCAUGAUGGUUGUUUGCGUGUGCAAUUUGAUCAAGCUUUCCUGCAUGGUUACCUUGUGCUUUUCUUCUGGCACAACACCAUUGCUCAACAUCGGCGAUGCUGUCUCUUCCUUCCUUGAUGCCGAAGACGUGACCACACGAGGGAUGUGCCUUGCCGGCAAAAAAGAGAUUAAGCAAUACUGGGAUAAGCGGGAGGGAUACACGCCGGUCGAGCCUUUGACCUGGACUAGAACCUCGAUGCGAUGGUUCAGGGCGUGCAGUACUUGGAGGUGGGCUGUAUUUGCCUUGCUAUCCUCCGCGUCGAUAAUCACGAGCAUCGUGCUCCUCGGUUUAGGUCUGUCCAACUCCCGAAGUGGAGGUCUAAAAUCCUGGUCAUUCGGUGUCGCCAGCAUCUAUGACGGGUCUCCAUAUGUCAUAACGUACGGCCAUGAACUAUAUCAACCACAUCGACUUGUGGCAAACAUUCUCUUGGCCAAUCUACCACAGUUGGUCAUCUCAUUUCUCUUUUUAGCAUACAACAGCAUCUUGACUAGCAUGGUCAUGGCGAAGGAGUGGUCAGACUUUGCCCACGAGCGGAAGACUUUGCGAGUAUCAGCGCCUGUUGGCAAGCAGAGAUCAACAUACUAUCUCCAGCUGCCCUACCGCUACGCAAUUCCUCUCCUUCUCUCAUCAAUGCUCCUCCAUUGGGUCACAUCUCAAGCAAUAUUUCUCGACAGACGGAUCGUGCUCCAGGUCUGGUGGGGGGAGCCAUACGAAGAUAACGAUGUAGGUAGCGUGUCAACUGUUGGCUAUUCACCUGUCGCGGCGAUCAUUUGCUUGCUAAUUGGUGUUUCGAUGCUGGUUGCGUUAGUUUUCGUUGCGCUGGGGAGGUACAAGCCGGGGAUUCCGCUUGCUGCGAGCUGUAGUGCUGCCAUCAGCGCCGCGUGCCACCUGGAGCGAAAUGAGCCAGAUGCUGCAGUCUUACCGCUGCUGUGGGGCGUUGCGGCGAGCGAGCAGUGGGAUAGGAUCGGCCAUUGUGCGUUCUCCUCGCUUGGUGUUCGCGAGCCAGUUGAUGGCAAUAGGUAUGCAUGA
Verruconis gallopava is the source of this 3460-nucleotide messenger RNA. RefSeq lists its product as uncharacterized. The coding region runs from base 1199 to 3460 and encodes 753 amino acids. The transcript has 5 exons. The record is from RefSeq and is a predicted model, not a curated record. Lineage: Eukaryota; Fungi; Ascomycota; Dothideomycetes; Venturiales; Sympoventuriaceae.